Molecule: messenger RNA, 231 nt
Organism: Mycosarcoma maydis (corn smut)
Lineage: Eukaryota; Fungi; Basidiomycota; Ustilaginomycetes; Ustilaginales
Exons: 2
Coding region: 1-231 (76 amino acids)
Cellular component (GO): mitochondrial inner membrane
Source: RefSeq, a predicted model, not a curated record
AUGGCAGGCGCAGCAGGAGCAGGAGCCAGCUCCUCACGAUGGUAUAGACCCGUACCGGGAUUUCACCCACAUCAGCCCGCAUUCAAGCACAGAUGGGGCGCCAAGUUGCUCGGAGCCACCAUGUGGUUUUGGAUCUUCUACCGUGCUAAGCAGGACGGUGCUGUUCUCUUGGGACUCAAACACCCCUGGGACGGCCAUCACGCUCAUGACGACCAUGACGACCACCACUGA